ACCGACAUACAAAGGUCCAACUUGUGAAAACAUCAAUAACCUCAUCGCACUUCGUAUAAAUAGUUCGGAUCGCAAACGUUACGAGUUAAUAGAACAAGUAGUGAUGAAAUCCCUCUUCGUGAUCGUCUUCCUUCUUGGUGGAGGAGCGUUGGCGAAAUACUUUCCGCAGGAAAUCUUGGAUAUUUGGAACAAAAUCGCAGACCCUUAUAGUACAGAAUGCGCGUUACAAGCUGGAGUAACAAAGGACUAUGUGAGGGAGGAGUUGUUAAAGGGGUCCGUUCCCGAUAGUCUGCAGUUUAAAAAUUACUUCGUUUGCAUCUACGAACACUUGGAGCUGUUCGAUACGGAUGGAGAAUUUAGCAAGCAGAGGAUACAUAAGCUGGUACCCUACAUGAGCGUACCCUUUACGGAGGUGUGCGUUACCGAGUCCAAGAAAGGAAGGGAUCGCUUGGAAAAGUCGUAUCUCAUGCUUGGAUGUGUUGUGAACGGCCUUAGUAAUGAUGACUGAAGCUUGUGUUAUCACACCUGUUUUUCAUAACUGUCUUUUUAUUAUUAAAUUUUGAGUACAAUA
Molecule: messenger RNA, 571 nt
Organism: Photinus pyralis (common eastern firefly)
Lineage: Eukaryota; Metazoa; Arthropoda; Insecta; Coleoptera; Lampyridae
Exons: 2
Coding region: 104-508 (134 amino acids)
Molecular function (GO): odorant binding
Source: RefSeq, a predicted model, not a curated record